Leptomonas pyrrhocoris is the source of this 1386-nucleotide messenger RNA. RefSeq lists its product as hypothetical. The record is from RefSeq and is a predicted model, not a curated record. Gene Ontology annotation, cellular component: membrane. The transcript has a single exon. Bases 139 to 1386 code for a protein of 415 amino acids. Lineage: Eukaryota; Euglenozoa; Kinetoplastea; Trypanosomatida; Trypanosomatidae.
GCUGGUAGCCAAAAGCAAACUAACAAACAAGCAAAAAAAUUCCUUCGCAGCGGGUGAGCAACUGCUACUUCCAUACACAUCACAACGGCAACCCUCCAAAAAACCUACUAGUGCUCCAGAAUCUCCCCGAAUAAGAAAAUGAGCGAUGCCGGAGAUGAUCUGCUGCCGAGCAGGCGCUUUCGCAGUGUCAGCGAUGACAACGAGCUGUCGCCCGGUCUCAUUAUCCGCCUCAAGUACGCUCUGUACCUCUUCGUAUGUCUAUUGAUCUCAAUGAUGAUUAAAAGCCUCAUGAGCUCUCUCUUUGAGCACGUCAGUUUCUUGGAAAAAGGCUGUGCGAUGACGGACAACGGCGUGGUGCAGGCCGCCUGCGGGGCUGAAAUGCUCGUCUACCGCAUCAGCUUCUCCCUCGUGCUCUUUUUCCUGGUGCACUGGAUUUCCGUGUCGGACCUCACAUGCUGCCUCCGCAGCAAAGACCGCGCGGACUUGCAGAAGGAGUUCUUCACCGUCAAGACUGUCUUACUCGUGCUUGUCUUUGUCGUGACGCUCUUCAUCCCGAACGGGUUCUUCACUGUGUACGCCUACGUCUGUCUCAUCUGUUCUGCGCUCUACCUCCUGAUGAACGUGGUGUUUCUUGUGGACUUCUCCUACCAGUGGAGCGACGACUGGGGCGAGCGGGCGGACCAGAACAGCAAGUGGAUGUGGUACCUGCUCGCCAUCGCCGUCGGCAGCCUCGUCUUGGCGAUUGCGGCCAUCGUCGCGUCCUUCGUUAUCUACGUCCCGCACUCCGACUGCAACUACAACGCCUGCGCCAUCACCACCGUCAUUGUGGGCGCGUUUGUGUACCUCAUCCUGUCCAUCUACGUCCCCCACGGCUCCAUCGUGCCGAGCAGCAUAGUCUUUCUGUAUACGAGCUGCAUCCUCUUCUUCACGCUACGCACGACGCAGAACGAGCACUGCAACCGCAUGGCGAACCACCCCACGAGCACCACCUACGCCCUGCUGCAGGGCGUGGUGACGAUGGCGCUGACCUGCUUCACGCUGCUCUACAGCGUCGUCGCGGCGGGUGGGAGCGGGUCCUCGCUCAACGUUGGCCAGAACGAGAACGGCGACGAGGAGGACGCCGAUGAGUCGGGGCACCUCUCGCACUACAUGUUCUUCUACGGCAUCAUGAUCUUCGGCUCCAUGUAUUUGGCGAUGCUCGGUAGCAACUGGCACGUCAGCGGCGGUGGCGAAAACGCGCUGGCGAAGAGCGUCAACUUGGCCUUUUGGGUGCGCCUGUCGACGGUGUGGGUGGCUAUUUUCUUGUACAUCUGGUCUCUGGUGGCGCCGUACACGUGCUGCAAGGGCCGCGACUUUGGCUUCGCCGUGGACGACGACUGGGUGUAA